ACAAAAUGGCAUCCACAGUGGAACAAUCGACCCUGAUAAAUCCUCCUGCAGAAGAGCUAUCGGAGGAGAAAAGAAAAUUUCGCUAUCGAGCCGGUGCAUUUCUAGCAGCAGUCGGUGCAACGUCAGCCGUAGCAGGUUUCAGUAAAGCGAUUAUGUCGGCCAAAAAAUCGGACCCAAAAUAUUUCGACAAAGGUCUGCACGGUAGCAUAGCGCUACACGAGGCCGGUACGAGCCUUGCGUUGCGUGCGCUCGGAUGGGGCACACUGUAUGCUAUCCUCGGCACGGGAAGCAUUUGCUUCGGAAUAUGGAAGCUAAGCGGAGCGAACAAUAUGGAAGAGUUUCGGGAAGCGGUCGGCAAAAUCUUGCCCCGAGUACCACGUAACAAUCCACCAACGAGCCGUACGGAAUUUGAAGGACUGACCGAUCUCAUGCAGUACCUGUCGACAUGGGGAAAAGAUGAGAAGCAAGCGGCUCCUUCCUUGACAAAUAAACAACCUAGUCCGUAGUGAA
Molecule: messenger RNA, 510 nt
Organism: Anopheles maculipalpis
Lineage: Eukaryota; Metazoa; Arthropoda; Insecta; Diptera; Culicidae
Product: transmembrane protein 242
Exons: 4
Coding region: 6-506 (166 amino acids)
Source: RefSeq, a predicted model, not a curated record